Xyrichtys novacula (pearly razorfish) is the source of this 309-nucleotide messenger RNA. The record is from the annotation of a GenBank genome assembly. NCBI's taxonomy places the organism in Eukaryota, Metazoa, Chordata, Actinopteri, Labriformes, Labridae.
AUGAUUUCCACACCGGUAACAUCAUCAGCUUCUGCAUGUUCUCUGCAGGAAACCAUGGAGACUGAAUCCAUGGAUGGAUAUAAUGCCACCCAGCAGACCAAUCGCAGGGCUUACUACCUGAGUUGCUUUAAUGCCUGUUUAUAUUUAAAUGGGUACAUAGGCAUUGAGCUAUGUGGAUCUAUGGUGUAUGCUACAGUGUCUACUUGGACUCAGAAGUAUAAGAACCGGGCUUUACUAACAAAGGCCAUUUACAGCAUCAAGAAUUGUGCAUCAAUUGCCUCCAACAUUUGGUAUGACUCAAUGAGCUAA